GUGAGUGUGUGAAUACUUAUGGAUUUUUGGCUCCCCGAAUAUCCGGAUCCGUGUCAAGACUGGAUAGGAGUUGAACAGAAGAGAAAGAUGGCUACUGGUCAAAAUCACGGGUAGUGUCAAAUUUGUAUAUAUUCGCCCUGGAAUUUACGCACCAGGUUAAUUUCGAAGGUGGUGUGAACAUCGGCUAAUCAACUUUAUCCAGGAAAGGUGAUAGCGCACACCGGUGAAGAGUGGCUGUCGUCGCCGCAGGUGGAGUGUGGCACUUGUACGGCUAGCACUCCGACAAGAACAACCGAUCAGCAUGUCGACAGCCGCGGCGCGUGCCACGGGAGGUGACGGUCUCGCCGCCGUCGGAGGGAGCAGCGGGGGCAACGCGGAGCGCCCGAUAUCCAAGCUAGAGCCCCGAGAGGCGAGCCCGGAGCGCCCGUCCAGCCGGGACUCCUCGUCUCCCGACAACACCUGCGCCAUCUGUCUGGGCAAACCGGAAAACAAGUCGUUCACCGACUCCUGCUUCCACACCUUCUGUUUCGGCUGCCUGGCGGAAUGGGCCAAGCUGAAGCCCGAGUGCCCGCUGUGCAAGCAGCGCUUCAAGAGCAUCAUCCACAGCGUCCGGUCCCUCGAAGACUACGACCAGUACUUCUUGAGUGAGGAACAGCACCGCACCAGGAGUCUCUACUCAACGUCUUUCUCUGGCGACGGCCCGGACGGGCGGAGGUUCCGCUUCCCUACGACACUCACGGCAGAACGCAGGCACCAGCUUGCCAUGGAACGCAGCCUGCAGAGUUCGAACCAACGGGCCACUAGCGCUUCCCGAGUGCCGAGGGCUGGCAUGAUGCAGAACGAACCUGUCGGCAGGUACAACCUCACGACAACCAGUGCGGAGCGCCGAUACCUGUACGACCUGGACCUCUGGGUGUCGAACAACCCGACGCGUUACCGGGAGGCCUCGCCGCAGUUCUACCGGGACAACCCUGCCUGUGUGCACCGCCUCAUUCCUUGGCUGAACCGUGAGCUCAUCGCACUUCUUGGCGGGAGCAGCAGCCGCAUCACGGCUGUCUUGGAGCUUGUGCUGUCCCUCAUCAGCGAAGUGGACAUCCGGCACCCCGACUUCUCUCGACACCUCUACCCGUCGUUCGGAUCGCGCACUCAGCACUUCGUGCACGAGUUUUAUGCGUUCGCGACGUCGGUGCACGACAUGGUCAACUAUGACCGCAACACCUUGUACGGGUCGGCGAUUAGCGUGCUGGCAAGAGGUACCCCCGUCGAACGGUACCAGAGUCAGCUUGCAGAGAGUCAGCGGAGGGCUGCCGAGCUGGUUUCGAAUGCCACACCUCGAGAAAGUUCUCCGCGGCCAGGUCCAAGCGGCAUGGUGUCCAGGCAAGCACGAGAGGUCAUCGCGGCGCCCGUGGCAGACGAUAGUGACUCGGACAGUUCCGACUGCAUCGUCGUCAGUGUCGUUAAGCCAGGAGAAAGAACACCCGUUGUUAUCAGCCUGCUGUCCUCCUCGGACGACGACGAGGACACGAGCGUUCAGAAUCCUCUGCACGAGGAGACAGUGGUGUCGGAGGAACAGGCUACUGGACUUGCCGAAGAGAGUGUUUUUGAAGUUGAUCUGCCUCCGGCGUCCCCAAGAGAGCCUUUGCCAUCGACACCUAGGGCAACACCACCUAGGACAAGAGCAGUUUCAUUUGUAAGCGCAGAUUCCUGGACCAGUGAUUCGGACAGCCGGUCUAGCACUUCGUCGUCCAGUCACAGAAGGGCAGCCCGGAAGAAGAAAGCGGAGGUCAGGCCGCCAAAGCUGCGCAGCGUGGUUGGAUCGGUUGUGCACAGGUCAGCAUCGAGCUCUUCUCCGCGACGCAGGCACGAGCACAAGAAGAGUAAGAAGUCCAGGAAGCAUAAACGCAGAGAAAGCCACUCUCAUCGGGAAUAAUUUGAUGUAAUAUAAAAGUGUAUAUAUCGUGCUUGUAUAGUUAAGAAAUGUACCAUCUUUUUUUUUAAUAUUGGUUUUAUGGUUGCAUGAACUUUAAUAAAAAGGACAUCUUGAGAGAC
This is a messenger RNA of Ixodes scapularis (black-legged tick), 2049 nucleotides long. RefSeq names its product E3 ubiquitin-protein ligase Topors-like. Lineage: Eukaryota; Metazoa; Arthropoda; Arachnida; Ixodida; Ixodidae. Gene Ontology annotation, molecular function: metal ion binding; ubiquitin protein ligase activity. Gene Ontology annotation, biological process: protein polyubiquitination; protein monoubiquitination. Bases 302 to 1930 code for a protein of 542 amino acids. The record is from RefSeq and is a predicted model, not a curated record. The transcript has 2 exons.